Aspergillus luchuensis is the source of this 1383-nucleotide messenger RNA. RefSeq lists its product as uncharacterized. Lineage: Eukaryota; Fungi; Ascomycota; Eurotiomycetes; Eurotiales; Aspergillaceae. Gene Ontology annotation, molecular function: oxidoreductase activity; copper ion binding. The transcript is spliced from 5 exons. The record is from RefSeq and is a predicted model, not a curated record. The coding region runs from base 1 to 1383 and encodes 460 amino acids.
AUGGAUGGAGCCGUUGGUGUGACACAACGUCCUAUCCCUCCGGGGUCCACGUUUACCUAUAACUUCACGAUUCCCGCAGAUCAAAGCGGUACAUUCUGGUACCACGCUCACUCUGGCCUUCUCAGGGUCGAUGGCUUAUAUGGGGGGCUCAUCGUGCAUAAACCCUCUCCUAAGCCAACAGUUCGGGGACUGUUGGCUCGUGCAGAUCAAAGGGAACUUGGCAGCUAUGAUAAGGACAUCCUACUCUUAGUUGGGGAUUGGUAUCACCGAUCAGCAGAUCAGGUCUAUUCCUGGUAUAUGCGUGCCGGGUCGUUUGGGAACGAGCCCGUCCCUGAUUCACUACUGAUCAAUGGAGUGGGUCAUUUUGAUUGCUCUAUGGCUGUCCCUGCACGGCCAGUGGACUGUAUCCUUCGACAAAUGAAUGUCUCAUACCUGGAUGCGAAGGGAGAUGCAACGUAUAGAGUCCGAGUGGUAAAUACGGGCUCCGUUGCAGGAGUCACGCUAGGUUUUCAGAACCGAGAAUUUACGCUCAUUCAAGUGGACAACAUUGAUGUCGAACAACAAGAUUCAAAUUCAGCCGGCGUACUCUACCCGGGCCAGCGUAUGGACAUUAUGCUCCGUCCGAGUCCAGACGAAACUCCAAGCUCGUUGACGAUUGAUCUAGAUAAAGAGUACCCCAACCCAGCUCUGGCAUCUAUCCAGACUUUCGAUAUAACGAAUUCACCAAACAAUCUGUCGUCAAGUAUAUAUUCAUCAAACAAUACGAUCUCACUCUCCGAAGUCGCCACGAGAAAGUCACUUCUCUCCGGUCUCCCCGCAAAGGCGCAUCAAACCCACGUGGUGUACACUAAGAUCGAAAAGCUCUCCAUAAACCACAACGUACCCUAUGGAUUCUUUAAUCGAACUUCAUGGAGGCCUCAGAUUGACACACCACUGAUUGACAUUCCCCGCGAGAAGUGGGAUAAAAAUCAGCUCGUGCUAUCAACAGGGCCAACUACUUCCCGUCGCCUGUCCUCUGAUCAAGACAAAGACUUAUGGAUCGACCUAGUAGUCAAUAAUCUAGACGAUAGUGGCCACCCAUUUCACAUGCACGGCCACCACUUCUACAUCCUAAGGACCUACCAAGCACCCGUAGGUUGGGGCGCCUACAACCCUUUCACAGAUGCCCAUCCACCUGGUCUAGCUCCACAUCCCGCUAGCUCAUCAAGAACAGAUUCUCCCUAUGACCUCUCCCGCGCGCAGCUACGGGAUACGGUCUAUAUCCCCAGCCGCGGACACGCAGUCUUGCGCUUCCGAGCAGAUAACCCAGGGAUUUGGUUAUUCCAUUGCCAUAUUAUCUGGCACCAAGCGAGUGGGAUGGCCAUGCUGUUGCAGAUAGAGUGA